AGCCACAGCUCUACGCGCAUCGAUCAGUUAUUCGACGACGCGUUUCCAUCCGCGUUUAAAGCAAUCAGUAAUGUAAAUUCACGCGGGCCGAUAUUCCCGUGGCGGAACGAGCGACACACGCAAGAAGCUUUCCUCGGCGAUGCCCGGGAAACGCGGGUUCGAAAUUCUCGAGUGCGCGAGCGAGUAGCCCGACCGUGUAGAGAGAGGUGGCCGUCGUUAGGUUAGAACGAGGGGGAGCUUGGAGUUAGCUCGAAGGGACUGUACAUACGUUGAAUCGUCAGACGAGAAAGACGGGGUGAUGAGGAAAGGGGAUGAGGGAUGACCAGUCGGAGCAGUUGCGAUGCGGAGGUUUGAUUCCCCGCGUGAACCGUCCCGCGCGUCGUGAAUGGACCGCGCGAGGGUCCGUUCGACUUCGGCGCGCCGUGGGGUUUCGGCUCUCGGCUGGGCGAUAUGUUGUGUGAGCGUUUGAAAUCUCGCCGCAGCCGCAGCAGCAACAGCAGUAGCCGUCGCCGCCGCAUGAACGGCUGCGGUCUUCGAGAUUAGAGAUACGAAAGAGGGGGAGGUGAUAGCAGACAGACAAAGAGAAAGAGGGACGAACGGACGGACGGGAAGCGAGAGAGACAGAGAGAAAGAGAGACAGAGAAACUCCGUCCGUGAGCCGCUUCACACACCGCGCUCCGCUCGUUUGCUCAGAGGACUCGUGACGGACGUCGUGGAGUGCCGUGUCGUGUCGUGUGUCGUGUCGUGGCCUGCCGAUUUGGACAGGGGGAGGGGAGAAGGAGACCGCGCGCUACGGACGGCGUGAAGCGUCCCGUUCCGUCGCAGACCGCGGAUCCGUGACGUCACGCGGCCGUGCGCGCGAUCGGAUCAAGGCCGCGCGCGCGACUCGACUCCCCCGGACUCUUCCCACCGGGAAGCGCUGCGUUCCCUCGAGCGAAACGACGACGACGACGUGUCCUCGUCAUGUGGGAGGAUCUCUGCCGUGAGGGAGAGAAACAGAGGCACGACGAAGUUCGACGAGUAUACGUGAAAGACAACCGUUCGCGGUGAGGGGGUGGGAGACGUAGCUCACCCUGCUCACCCCCUGCUUCGUUUUCCGGACGAUCUCUCGCCAAGACUUGCCAAGAGACCCAAUGACGUUACCCGAUCUAGCGCUGUAACGCGAGAGGAUAGCGUUACGUCAUGUGACUCGAGGAUAACGAGAAAGUUACCUUUAACAGAUCAAGGGGAUGCUACGGAAGGACGCGCUAGCUUGAGCACAGCCUUACACUGCCAUAACAAAGUUCAAAAUCGACGAUUGUCAGAGCGAAAAAAAAAAGAGAGAGAGAUUGAUUAUGUCACGUUCUCGCAAGCGUAACUCGCAAACGAGGAAGCGUGGAGUGACAACAGUGUGACUUAUCGUAUCUCACGAUUGAAUAAUAUUUCUUACUUAAAACUUCGUCCGAGCGGAGUGUACAUAUGAGGAUCGUAGGAAUAAUAUUCGCAAAAGUAACAGUAAAUAGACGUAGAAGCCGAUGAUUUUACGAGAUCAAGGCGUUACAAAUCGUUAAUCAAAGUUUUGUAUAUUAACAGGUAUUUUAAUCAUUCUAAUUGAUUGUAAUAGUAGACAUGUGGUACGGGUGCACAGCGGACAGACACGCGGCUUUGUUGUAACAACUUUGUUUGUAAUGCAGAUGUAACGUCGAUAAAUCAAACAACAAUAAUCGCGAUAACACAGCAUGAUUGAAGAAACGGCUAUUCAUAAAAUAAUUAGUAUAAAACAUAGUGGAACGCGAUAUGUGCAUUUUAAUCAUGCUGCGGCGAUAUCUUAUCUAUUUUGGAUGUCACAUUUAAAAAAGGUUGUAAAAUAUGGGCUUGACGAACAAGCAAACAAUAUCGAAAGACAAACUAGAAUCUAAUUCAGAAUUGUGGAGGCAACGCGCUGAUAUGACAUUAAGAGAAGAUUAUCUGUCUCCUCAUCGCAUACGUUCUGUGUGCGGAAUGACGACAAAAGUAUUAUUGAUUAACACGUGAGACUAUGAGAGGAAGAAACGUACAUAGCGACACUCUUUAGGGGUCAUGCCCCCUGGGGCAAACGGCGGAACAGAGGGCCUGGGCCCGACCUGUUCUGAAAUACAUAACAAUCAGGAUCACGCGAUAGCCAAACUCACGCCACCCCCUACAUUUGUUCAACAAUGCUACAGACACCUCAAGAGUUCUGGCGUCGGCGAGGCGAGCGUGUAUCAUGCAUUGGUUGUAAUAUUUCUGGAAUUCUUUGCAUGGGGAUUGUUAACCAUGCCUAUUAUUAGGGUACUGAACGAAACAUUUCCGGAUCACACAUUUCUGAUGAAUGGAUUGAUAAUAGGAAUUAAAGGAAUUUUAUCUUUUCUCUCUGCGCCACUGAUCGGUGCUCUCUCCGACGUAUGGGGUCGAAAAUUUUUUUUACUCAUCACAGUGGCCUUCACAUGCGCACCAAUUCCUUUGAUGAGCAUCAAUACAUGGUGGUUCUUUGCCAUGAUUUCUAUCAGUGGCGUAUUUGCUUGCACAUUUUCAGUGGUAUUUGCAUACGUUGCGGACGUGACGGAAGAAAAUCAAAGAUCACUAGCAUACGGCUUGGUGUCGGCAACUUUUGCCGCAAGUAUGGUGAUAAGUCCAGCUUUGGGUGCUUACAUCAUGAACACUUAUGGAGAAAAUCUUGCCGUAGCGUUAGCGACAGCUAUCGCAGUUUUGGACGUGUUUUUCAUAUUAGUGGCUGUACCUGAAAGUUUGCCUGAAAAAACACGUCCACCAGCACCUAUAUCAUGGGAACAAGCUGAUCCGUUUGCUGCCCUUGGAAAGGUUGGAAAAGACCAUACUAUUUUAAUGCUAUGUGUUACUGUGUUCCUGAGCUACCUUCCUGAAGCAGGACAGUAUAGUUGUAUAUUUGUUUACUUAAAACUGGCUAUGGGUUUCUCCAAUCUCAUGGUAGCGAUAUUUAUCGCUGUAGUGGGCAUCCUAAGUGUAGGAGCGCAGAUUGUGUUAGGGCCCUUAAUGAGGACACUCGGCGGCAAACAUACUAUAAUGCUUGGUCUGUUAUUUGAAAUGUUACAGCUCAUGUGGUACGGAUUUGGCUCGCAGACAUGGAUGAUGUGGGCUGCUGGAGUGCUUGCUUCUGUAUCAAGCAUCACAUAUCCCGCAAUUUCUGCAUUCGUGUCUAUGCAUUCUGAUGCUGAUAAACAAGGAUUGGUGCAGGGCAUGGUAACUGGGAUGCGUGGUCUCUGCAAUGGACUCGGACCUGCUAUGUUUGGCGUCAUAUUUUACCUUUUCCACGUCGAUCUUAAUGACGACACACCCAAUCUUCCCCUAAAACCGUUCGUGGACGAGAAUAAUAGAACAAGAACUAAUACACAUCUUGACAUAAUGCCUCAGCUUGUACCGGGGCCGCCGUUCGUGUUUGGUGCGUUACUUGUGAUCUGCGCGCUGUUAGUAGCCGCAUUUAUUCCCGAAUCAAAUACAAUGUCAACAGGAUCGUUGCAUCACCCAUCCACUUCCCGGAGGCCCUCCGGUAAAUACGCAUAUCAGAAAUGUUUGUCCUUGGACGUUCAAUACGAGGCAGACAGAGUGGGAAGUGGAAGAGGAAAAAUCGGUCCGCUCUCACCACUAGUCGACAAUUCCGCCGCGCUAUAAUGUCUAUUGAAAAACGUAAGACGAGCCAUAAUAUAGCACGACGAGAAUAUUUUAGCCAAGUGGUAAAACGGCUCUUCAUCUUCAAUCACAGAUGGAGAAGUCGUUAUUAUGAAGUGCACCUGACUUGAUUCAGGCGACUGUAAUAGAGUUGUCUAUAUUGUAUUAUAUUAUUUGUUUAAGGCAGUAACUAAGCUUGAUUUUAGGACUUAUCGAUGGAACUUAAUGUUUAGGUUGUGACAAAUUUGCACAAGCAGUGCUUGCGCGAUAAUACCAUGGGUUGAUCUCAGAGUCGAAUAUAAUCGUACGACAAGCGUGUUAUGUUGCGAAAAACGUAACAUUAAAUUAGAUCUUCCUUUUCGAGAUUCUUGCGCCGGUUAUUAAAAUCAGAUAUAACAAUUUUACGCCAAGUAUUUAUUAACUCUUUACGCAGUUCAACAGCAUAAAAUGAUCAUUGAAAACUAUAAAUCCGUAUUUUAUUAGAUUUAUAUCGUAAAUAUCGAUUCUUUACUUUGAUAUCGUAUCCUUUUCUCUUGUUUCUAAUUUAUGUUACCACUUUUUAUAUCAAGUACUAGUGUAAAUUGCGCAAUGUAUUUUUGCAUCUCCGUACAUUCAUAGCACUAGAAAUAGCUUUUACACAUUCCUUGUAAGCAUAAUUUUUGUAAACAUAUAGAAGCAGCAUUAAUUGACAAUUGAAAAGGAUGCAAAUUCUUUGAGUCGUUUUUCUUUUAUAUAGGUAUGAUAUAGCUAUUAUCAUUUCUCUUGUACAUCACAUCAUAUAUAAUUUAGCUAAUGUUUAUAGAUCGUGCGCCUUGUUUCUUUCUGCACAAACUAUUUAUUUUAAUAGAUAGGAACUAUGAAUAUAACGAGAAAGGCCUCAAUGCUAGGAGUUAUACAAAGUGAUAGUUUGUCAUUCAAAGACAAUGGUAGACGUUAACACUAUGAGUAAAAUGAAAUAUUAAUUAUUAAUUGAGAAUCAAUAGUUCUCUUAAAUUAUGUGUGUUAUAAUCGGAGUCACAUUGAUGUUAAAACGAAAAGAAACGUUUUAUAGUAGAAUAGAACCUUGUAUAUAUUUUGCUUUUAUUUUACAAAAUAUCAAAACUUAGAUAAAAAAUGUUUUAAUACAGUGUGGCAUUAAUUUAUACACAUAUAAAAUUUCGAUUUAUAUGUUUUAAUGAUGCGAUUUAAUUUGUGUUACUAUUAGUAUGCUUACGUUAAAGUAUGUCAAUAGUAUGUUCACACAAAAAAAUAGAACUACUUAAAAUUAACUUGUAGAAAACGUCAAGUAAUUUUAGUUACUGCGCUGAAUUAAUCUUAAAGUUAUUAUAUUCUUAAAUUUGACUAAUGCCUCGAUGAAAGCCAAAGAGUGAUUAAUGACAAAUGCAAAACAGAUGAAAAAUAAUACACAACGCGCCCUUAUCACAAAUUCUUAUUUCAUAAAUUUUAAUAUUUGCACAGAUUUGUGAAUAUGGAAAAUUUCAAAGUUACAUCAAUUAUUUGAUGGAUAUUUAUUAAAUAAUAUCGAAUCUUUUUAUAUAAAUAAAAGCGGUAAAUACGUAUCUUAUACAUAUUUGAUAUUACUCUUUUUUUUUUUAUAUAUACACAUCUCAGUUUGAAACAAAAUGAUUUUACUAGAUAUUGAAGGUCAGUCGAUAAAACUUAUAAAUCUUUGUCGAAUGUAUUAAAAUUACGUGCGUUUUCUAGAAUCUAGCUAUAUUACAAUAAAGUAUUACAGGAUGAAGUAGAAAAAUCGUGAGCAGGUGCAUAAACAGUGCAAUCACAAUUCUAUAGUUUCUGUUUGUAUUUCCUUAGAGUUACUUAUGAACUCGCUCUCGUACACUGAAGUAAAUAUACGCAAUUGUAUUAUAAAUAUACAAAGCAAACAGGAAGAUUAUAAUAUUAAGAAUAAAACAUAGAACAUAAGUCUUGACUCUAUCAUGAGUUAAGUAAUUGUAUAUGUAUAAUGUACGAUGAAUGCAUUAAUAAAAAGUGAUUAUUUUUAAGAUAAA
Monomorium pharaonis (pharaoh ant) is the source of this 5651-nucleotide messenger RNA. Its product is annotated as hippocampus abundant transcript 1 protein. Gene Ontology annotation, molecular function: transmembrane transporter activity. Gene Ontology annotation, biological process: transmembrane transport. Bases 2059 to 3645 code for a protein of 528 amino acids. The record is from RefSeq and is a predicted model, not a curated record. Lineage: Eukaryota; Metazoa; Arthropoda; Insecta; Hymenoptera; Formicidae. Gene Ontology annotation, cellular component: membrane. The transcript has 7 exons.